Messenger RNA from Entrophospora sp. SA101, 318 nucleotides. Lineage: Eukaryota; Fungi; Glomeromycota; Glomeromycetes; Entrophosporales; Entrophosporaceae. The record is from the annotation of a GenBank genome assembly.
AUGAAAUAUCGAUACUUAUUUAAAGAAGAAAAACAGUUGGAAAGUGCACUUGAAGUUGAUAAAAAUGAAACUGACAAUAUUUAUGAAGAGUUAAUGAGUAUUGGGUUUGAUAGCUUGGAUGCAUCAAUAGCAAAAAAAUCACCUAUAGAUAUUAGUAAAGAUGUUGACGUUGAUGAUAUUGACGAUUUCUUGAGAUCACUUGACAAUGAACCACAAACUGCAAAACCAAGUAUAAAAAAUAUCGGUAAAAAGAAAAUCAACACAAUAGUUAAUAAUAAAGAUGACGAUGAAAAUUGGUUAGAUGAUAUUCUAAAGUGA